Messenger RNA from Chionomys nivalis (European snow vole), 954 nucleotides. Its product is annotated as vomeronasal type-1 receptor 1-like. The transcript has a single exon. Bases 1 to 954 code for a protein of 317 amino acids. The record is from RefSeq and is a predicted model, not a curated record. NCBI's taxonomy places the organism in Eukaryota, Metazoa, Chordata, Mammalia, Rodentia, Cricetidae. Gene Ontology annotation, molecular function: pheromone receptor activity. Gene Ontology annotation, cellular component: membrane. Gene Ontology annotation, biological process: G protein-coupled receptor signaling pathway.
AUGGAUGCAUUAGUUCACAUUGACAUAAACUGGGGAAUAAUGUUCCUCAUUCAGACCACAACUGGAAUCCUAGCCAAUUCCUUCCUCUUUCAUCUGUAUAACUUUCCAUUAUUCACUGCACAAGUGGUGAGACCCAUGAACUUGAUUCUCAAUCAGUUGGUCAUAUCGAACACUCUGGUUCUUUUCUCCAAAGGAAUCCCUCAGACAGUGGCCACCUUUGGGUUGACAUCGUUCCUGGAGGAAGCUGGGUGUAAACUUCUCCUCUAUUUGUACAGAGUUGCCAGAGGAGUCUCCCUUAGCACCACCUCCCUCCUCAGUGGCUUUCAGGCCAUUAAGCUUCAUCCCAAUGCUUCCCAGUGGCUGAGCACCAGAAUUAAAUCCACAAUGUGUAUAGGAACCUGCUGUUUCCUUUGCUGGACCUUGCCACUCCUGCUCAAUGUCCAUGUUACAAAGAUGGCAGGUGGACCUAAGAAUAACAGAAACCUGAGUGCUAAAGGAUUACACAGAUACUGUUCCUCAACUAUGCCUGAGAGAUUAACUUUCCUGCUAACAGGAGUGAUUCUAUCCCUAAGUGAUAUUAUGUGUCUGGUCCUCAUGGCCUGGGCCAGUGGCUCCAUGGUCUUUGCCCUGCGUAAACACAAGCAUCGAGUCCAGCACAUUCAUAGCCACAGCCUCUCCCAAAGGCCUUCCCACGAGGACAGAGCCACACGAACCAUCCUGAUCCUGGUGACCAUGUUUCUGUCCUUUUACUCUCUAGCUUCCGUCUUAUCAUUUUGUAUAACCCAGACUGUGAACCCAAGCCCUUGGCUGCUGAACACCUCUGUGCUGCUGUCAUUGAGCUUCCCAACACUCAGUCCUGUCGUGUUCAAUUUUAGCAAUAUUUGUGUCCCUCAUUUCUGUUCUGUCCUUCGGACAAAGAAAGCAAACAAAGCAACUAUGGUCUCUGAGGAUUGA